CUACUGGUGUCCUCCUUAUCUUGGAUCUGCUCCACAGCCCCCAGUAAAGACCUCAUUACAUAAUCGCUACUCUCAACAUGAGAGACCUGCUGACAACCAGGAACCAAAACUGCUGGAAGGAACUUAUUGAGAAGGAGACGUUGACUCGCAUGACCUGGAAGAUCAAAUAUAACAAGGAUCAUCCCAAUCUGAACCAAGUGGAGACCACCAGGAAGAGAAGGGAAGUGUUCAUUCCUAAGGCCGGGACCAGUCUUCCUCCUCUGAUUAAGACCCCUCCACCCUUAGUGAGCAGAACUGAGGAAAAUUACCAUGACCAGUUAGAUAUACUAAACUUGUCUGAAAUGAGGCCAGUCACACGUCACACCUCUCGUCUGCUUUAUGAUGGGUUCUCCAAGGAGGGCAAAGGAAGGUCUCUGUAUUUGAAAGUGAGAAAAGAGUCAGGUCCAGAGGAAAAGUAUCCACACCCCGUAUUGUCCUCCUGGGAUUAUGGCUGGAGGCUCGGGGAUGUGAUGACAGAUUUUAAAAGUCCAAUCCAUGGAAGAUCCCGGAUUGUGAAGGAGACAUUCUACAGCAGGAACGGAAUUCUUUCUGUACCAUCAAGCAGUGACCGGAUGCUGUGAUAUUCCUAUAAAAGUUUUUUUUUUCUUUUACCUUUUGGUUUCAGGCGGCUGUAUUAUGAAUGCAAUUUAAUACAGAUGGAAGAGCUAGAUAUUUCAUACAACCAGCAUAGGGUUCUAUGGGAUCAGUAACACUACGGCAAGUCAAAGUCUAAAUACAAACGUUAAAAUGUGACUAUAUUAUAGCCAUCUGAACCUGGGCUAUUUCUGGUUUGCAUUGUUUUUUUAUUUUUUAUUAUCAUACUUCUGAUCUUUUCACUGCUUGAAAUGAGCGCUCAGACAAUAAAUGGCCAAGCGUUACACGACACUGUA
Molecule: messenger RNA, 929 nt
Organism: Hyla sarda
Lineage: Eukaryota; Metazoa; Chordata; Amphibia; Anura; Hylidae
Product: protein ATP6V1FNB-like
Exons: 2
Coding region: 78-620 (180 amino acids)
Source: RefSeq, a predicted model, not a curated record